AUGGUCACUCCUCCCCGUGUCGGUACUCUGUACCCUACCUACCGCAGCAAGUUCGGCCCCAAGUACAACACGGUCCCCAACGUCGCUGGCUGGACUGUUAGCCAGGUUAUCAAGCUUGGUGUCCGUGCUGGUGGCUUCGGUGCCGCUGCUGGUAUUGCUGCUCUGUUCUACACCUCUGGCAUUCCCAGAAUACAGAAGGACAUCCUCCAGAAGAUCCCCAUCCUCGGCAACCAGUUUGUCAAGGAGGUCCACCCUGCUGACAACCCUUUCUAA
This is a messenger RNA of Colletotrichum aenigma, 273 nucleotides long. RefSeq lists its product as uncharacterized. NCBI's taxonomy places the organism in Eukaryota, Fungi, Ascomycota, Sordariomycetes, Glomerellales, Glomerellaceae. The transcript is spliced from 6 exons. The coding region runs from base 1 to 273 and encodes 90 amino acids. Gene Ontology annotation, biological process: mitochondrial electron transport, ubiquinol to cytochrome c. The record is from RefSeq and is a predicted model, not a curated record.